Cryptococcus wingfieldii CBS 7118 is the source of this 1653-nucleotide messenger RNA. RefSeq lists its product as hypothetical. Bases 1 to 1653 code for a protein of 550 amino acids. The transcript has a single exon. NCBI's taxonomy places the organism in Eukaryota, Fungi, Basidiomycota, Tremellomycetes, Tremellales, Cryptococcaceae. The record is from RefSeq and is a predicted model, not a curated record.
AUGCUCCACACCCCCAUCCCCCUGCGUCUGUCUGUCAACAAGAGACGAUUCCACCUCUCCCCGCGUACACCGUCCUUCACAUUCAACCCGCCUGCCACCCCAUCGCUCCCGCUCAGUGGCACAUCCUUCCUCCCAUCCCCAGCGGCACCGCCUUCUCCUGCUCUCGGACUCUCACAUAGUCCCCGGAAACGUCCUUCGACCCCAACAUCCGCUUCAUCCCCAGUCGCCCCGGCCCAUGCUCUAGAAGCUGGCGGGUCUAGAAUUGAUUGUCAAAGGCCCACCAAGCGCAUCCGCUCGCUGGGUAACGAGGACAAGGGAAACCACAAAGGUCCCUUGGGAUUGAUCACUAUCACUGGUACCAGUGUUGAACACGGCAAGAUGGAGGAUAUCGAGAUGCGAGAAGAUGGGGACAACGUGCACAUAAAGACGGGCGACGAAGAAGAGUCGUUCGGUAACGUGCCCAGCUAUCAGGCCAGAACCAUCGGCAAGCCCUUCCCUACUGCUCAGUCAGGCCUGCCUCAGUCGACACCAUUGUUCCCGCCACUCCCUGCACUCGCCAUGCGCAGAUCCAACCCCAAGAAACUCUCCCUUUCUCUUCCCUCAUCCUCCUCUUCAUCCACAUCUUCCACCCCCACCGCUACAGGUCCCAGCGACUCGUCAUUCCCUACACCCUUCACCCCAGGACCACCCCGUACACCAGCUCUCGCCAUGUCUACGGGCCGCUCAACGACACGAGGUCUUCGCCGCCCGUCUCUGCUGAGCCUCAUCACCCAACCUCCCAGCGGAGACGCGGUGCCGCCCACGCCUGCGGUCGGCAUGCACCCCUACGCCACCAUGCAUAUGCCCCGUAGCAAGGGCCGAGCGAGGAGUCAGACGGCGGAAGAAAUCUUUACGACGAGGCCAGAGAACAAAGGAGGAAGCUGGUCUGCCACCCCUCUCGGUAUGGGUAUGGGCGUACCUACCAUUGAAGAGACAGAGGGCAGCAGCCUGACUACGUCUGGUCUCAACCAGCUCGGCUAUGCUCUGCCUUCUUCGAGCCCGCAAAAGCCUGCCUCUGAUUCAUCUUCCACGACGUCGUUCUCGGCGUCCACCAACACCACCCCUUCCACCUCUCCUCCCCUUCCCGCGUCCUUCUCCUUCUCCAAGCCGUAUCCCGUCCGCCAGGCUGAGCCUUACGAGGACGGCCCUAUCGAGGUCGUUCCCGGCGUGUGGCUCGGCGCGGAAGAGUCUGCAUGGCGAUUUGACGUCUGGGCUGUUGGCAAGAGCAAGGUGCGGAUCGUCAAUGUCGCUCAAGAGAUUGACGACCCCUUUGACCUUUCCGUCCGCGCCGUCCCCGGCUGGUCCGGUACUGGUUCAGAGAAGAAGGGCACCAUGAAGCUCAAGACGUACCCCUCUAUCUCUGAAGGUCAUGCGGCGAGGCCGGAGGUGGAGUAUUGUCAUGUGAGGUGGUCGCAUGGCGAGCUAGGACUGGCGGAUCUGCCAGAGAAGGCGACUUUGGGGGAUGUGAGGAGGCCACAGGGGCCCGAGGUGCAAGAUAUGUGGAAGUUCUGGCAGGCGAUCCGUUGGAUGGAGGAGGGAAGAAAGAGCGGGACGCCGGUGCUUAUACAGCGAGUAUCUAUAUCCUACAAAUGGGUCAAGCUGACACGUGGAUAG